Molecule: messenger RNA, 2045 nt
Organism: Sus scrofa (pig)
Lineage: Eukaryota; Metazoa; Chordata; Mammalia; Artiodactyla; Suidae
Gene: KHDC1L
Product: KH domain containing 1 like
Cellular component (GO): cytoplasm
Molecular function (GO): RNA binding
Source: RefSeq, a predicted model, not a curated record
CCACAAUGGUAACUCCAAUAAUCUUGUUUUUAUAUUUCGUAAUUUAGAUUGUUUUGAGGCAAAAUUCUAGGCAUGUUUCAUUGGCAAAUAUUUCCUAACUACUGUUGACCUUUGACCACCACCAGGGUUAGGGGAACUGACUCUUCACACAGUGGAAAAUCUAGCAAUAAUUUUUAGUCACCCUUCCAUACUCUGGGUUCCUCCCUACCUGUCCUGCAUCUGUGGAUUCAAACAACUCCCUAGUAGUUUAGUAUCAACUAUUGAAGAAAAUCCACAUGUAUGUGGACCUAUUCAGUUCAAAUUGGGGUUGUUCGAGGGUAAAUUGUGUUUAAUAUUUAUUACUAGAUUUUAAUUUUUACAAGUUUUAGAUUUACAGAAAAACUGAGCAGAUAGUAGACUGCCAUACUAUACCCUUUCCCAGUUUUCUCUAUUAUUCACAUUCCCCAUUAUAGGGUGUAUUAUAUACAUUGGGUUUAAAUCUUUAAAAUUAUAGUUGAUUUACAAUGUUGUUAUAGACGUUGUUAAUAACUGUGUGGUAUAGUCAUUAAAAUUAAUGAACAAAGAGUGAUGCAUUAUUAGUCAAUAGUUUAUUCAGAUUUCCUUGAUUUUUACCAACUACCCAUUUUCUUCUCCAAAAUCUCAUCCAGGAUAUAUUACCUUUAGUUAUCAUUGCUUCUUAGAGUCCUCUUGAUUAUAACAUUUCCCCAGACUUUUAUGGGUUUUGAUGACCUUGACAGUUUUAUUUUUUUUGGUUUGUUUUUUGGCCGCUCCCUGGAACCCAAGGAGUCCCACUCUGGGCGCCCCCUGCCCGCGCCCCAUUUGGCUGUGCCGCCGGCCAGAGAGCCUGGCUAACUGGAGCCUGUCGGGCCUGGGCAGUGUUCGGGACCCUUAGACUACAGAGGCGGUGACCGAGAGCGUCCCUCUCUGGGAACUACUAGUUCACCAGGUGAACUACACCAAGAGGCGGCUUGGGCGGUGGCGGGAGGGGGGAGGGGCGCGCGGGAGGGGCGGGGGCCGGGCGCCUAAGAGGCGGAGCCCGCCCCUCACAGCAGCCGCCGGCGCCAAUGUUCUUACCUGCACCCCUCCGGCGCCUGGGGCUUCGUCGGGCCCAAAGUCUGAGACAGAUUAGAGGCGAUGGCCAUAACCCAGAAGUCGUUUACAUCGAGCUGUGGAUGUUACCCGCGUUGUUUGGCGGGGAAGGCGAACUGCUGGCGGCCUUCCACGAGUGGUUCGGGGUAUUACUCGUGAUCAGUGCAGUUCCAGGAUGCGGAGUCUUGAUCUUCAUCAUUGGACGGCCCUUUUACCAGUAUCUUACGAUGCUCCUCAUUGUGGCCAUGUCUUUCCAGCUUCUGAUCCGCCGAAAUCGAGGAACAGUUCAGCUGCGGCUGCAGGCUCUUAGAAGCCAGUUUGGAGUGAAUGGAAGAACUAAAAUGGAAACACACAUGGAACAUGUCUGGUCUAGGAUAGGUCACCCCGCCCUAGGGUGGGGUGGUUUGGAGACCAUAUUUAGCUCCGACCCACGGCCCUUCCUGAAUUCUGAGGGGCCUGUUGGGAAAAGUCGCUUGCACUUGCUUCACAAUCUUGACAACAUGGAGCUCAGGCCGUGGGCCGUACCUGACGACGUUCACGGUUCUUUUGAAGUGUACAUUGAAGAGGACCAGGAGGAGCUCAUCUUUGGCACCCAGGACGAAGACCUCCACCGCAUCGAGGUGCACAGCCAGACCUUCAUUCAGCUGGAGAGCGGCUUCCCCGCCGGCCAGACGCGCGUCCUCAUCGUUGGACAGCUUAAGUCGUGGCUGUGGCUGUUGUGCAUGAUCCUGAGCAUCACGAGCGAGGACCCCCAUACUCAGGCCCGAGGCUUCGAGAUGCUGCAGCUGGUCCAGAGCCGGCCCCUGACCCCGGACGACCUGGCCGACCCCUACCUGCUGUUACUGGACCUGCUGGCAGAGCCUUCUUAAACUUGGCCCUUACUGAGUGUCUGCUUGGUUGUAGAUGCCUUUAGAUUUCUCUUCUUGGUAAUAAAGGACUUUGCUCCUUUCACCCCC